Molecule: messenger RNA, 2658 nt
Organism: Adineta ricciae
Lineage: Eukaryota; Metazoa; Rotifera; Eurotatoria; Adinetida; Adinetidae
Source: the annotation of a GenBank genome assembly
AUGGCCGGUACUGGCCACAGUCAACAACAAAUAAAAUAUUUGUAUUUUCAUUACAAUAAUUCACCUGUAUUGAUUAAUAAAAUACCAUCUGUAUGUACUUCGACACACCGAGAACAAUCGAUGAUGAGUUCGUCGACAUCUCCUUNAGAAGAUUGUGGUUUUGGUACAUUAAAAGAUAUCAUUAUCCCACCUUAUGCUAUAUCAAUUCCACGUGUCGCUGAUCUCAACAAAGAUCUCAUCCUUGGCAUUGGUAAUAGUAUGUCCAAACGAUUACAAAUCUCCACAGCGAAUAGCUCCUCUACGCAAGCAGCCGAUUUGAAUCUUGUCGGUACACCUACGAAUAUGGGUCCUAAAAGUCCAGGAUCAAUGAUACGAAGUCCAUCGGCCGAACAUCCAUCAGGCGGUGAUGCUGAUAGUGGACCUAGUUACAUUGAAAAAGAUCCUCACAGUCGUGGUGGUGGCGAUACAUAUCCCAGUCCGAUGAUACAAGCUGACAGUGUAUCAACAGCAGCAAGUAAAACAAAACCAUCAAAAACACCAAAUAAAGGUCAACAAGACGAAGAAGAAGAACGAGAAAUCAUCAAAGUAUACGAUGGUAAUGCAACAUAUCGUAACGGCACUCCCCGUUCAAUUUCCGUUCCUCGACAAGCGAGUUAUAACCAAAUUCUGGAGGCUGCACUCCGUACAUUCCAUAUCAAUGACGAUUGUACUAAAUAUUGCAUCACUGUACCUAUUGAUGAUGUGGGAGGUGAUCAACCACUUGAUGAAACAAUGCCAUUAAAAUCUCUUAGACAAUUAAGUGGCCGUAUAUUGAACAUAUACAUUCGUUAUAAAGAACGUGGUGAUAUGGAUAUUGACUACAUUCGAGUUUAUCCUGGCAUUCUUAAAACUCAUGAUGGUUUUAAAGUGAUUAAAGUAACGUCAUCGAGUACAACAUCCGAAGUGAUUGCUAGAGCUCUAGCUGAUUUCGGUAUACAAAAUGUCAAUGCCGAAAAAUAUUCGCUGGUCGAAGUCCUACUCAUAUCCAAUGUUAACUACACCGAUCGUAUUUUAGAACCAGAUGAAUGUCCUAUACAUGUUCUACGACAACAGAGAAAAGAAUCUGUUCGUAGUCAUCGUGUAACACGAUUUUAUCUACAACACAAAGAAGAUCCACAUGGCCCAUCUGUCUCUCUAUUUGUCGGCAAUUUACCUCCCGGUCCCCGCACAGAAAAGCAAUAUGAGAAAAUACUCUUUCAAGAUAUUUUUAAAUCGGAUAAAGAUUUAAAAUGGGAUAAUAUGGACGUUAUUUAUUAUGAACACGGAGCAAUGGUUUUAGUUUACAGUGAUAGUGAUCGUGCAACGCGUGCAUUUAGUAUCCUACGACAAGCAAAACAUGAUCAAAAACAGUUAUUAGUGUUGAUGUUACCGAAUAUUCAAUCUCAAUUUAUUCCAUCACAUGUUACUCCAUUACUUGUCUUUGUUAAUGUCAAAUCAGGUGGACAGCAGGGUGCAGAACUAAUCACUAAUUUUCGUCAUUUACUCAAUCCACACCAAGUUUUCGAUUUGCAGAAUGGCGGACCUUUACCAGGCCUCUACGUCUUUCGAAAUAUUCCACACUAUCGUAUCUUAGCAUGUGGAGGAGAUGGAACAGUCGGCUGGGUACUAAGCUGCUUGGAUAAUGUCGGUCAAGAUGCACUAUGUCAAUCUCCGCCUGUAGGCAUUGUACCAUUGGGCACAGGGAAUGAUUUGGCGCGUGUUCUUCGCUGGGGUUCAGGUUAUACAGGUGGCGAAGAACCAUUAGCACUGCUCAGGGAUAUGGUUGAAGCUGAAGAAAUCAAAUUAGAUCGUUGGACAGUUGUUUUUCAUCAAGAUCAAGAUAAACGUAUACCAGCAGCAACAGAAACGAAUACAGUCAAGUCAACGACAGGAUCGGGCUCAUCAACCAAAUUGACUCAGAAAAAAGCGAUCAAACCCAUUCUUAAUCAACCACCGCCAUCAGUUGCACUACCGAUCGCAAUUCAAGAAGGUACAACAAAUGAAGAUAAAACAGAAAUGUUCGUAAUGAAUAACUAUUUUGGACUCGGUCUUGAUGCUGAUAUCUGCCUGGAUUUUCAUAUGGCCAGAGAAGAGAAUCCAAAUAAAUUCAAUAGCCGAAUUCAAGCGAAGGGCUACUAUCUCAAAACUGGCAUAAGAAAAAUGAUAAAAAAAGGUGGAUUAAAAGAUUUCAAUCGAGAUAUUGUGCUUGAAGUCGAUGGAAGACGUAUCGAUUUACCUCAACUAGAAGGAAUUAUUAUCAUGAAUAUUCUCAGCUGGGCAAGUGGAGCGAAUCUAUGGGGACACGAGAAAGAAGAUCGAUUUAGUCGACCAACGCAUUACGAUGGUAUGCUAGAAGUCGUCGGUGUUACUGGUAUCGUUCAUCUCGGACAAAUUCAAUCGGGUAUACGUUCGGCUGUUCGACUCGCUCAGGGUGGACAUGUUCAUAUACGAAUGAACAAUGAUUAUCCAAUUCCAGUACAAGUUGAUGGUGAACCAUGGCUUCAACCUCCCUGUGACAUAACAAUCAUUCGAUCCGCACUUAAAGCAACAAUGCUUCGUAAAAGUAAAUCUAAAAUCAAACGUCGAAAUACAGAACCAAGUGUCUAUAUUCCUGAUGCGGAUGAUGACUCUAAAUGUUGA